Molecule: messenger RNA, 23107 nt
Organism: Lymnaea stagnalis (great pond snail)
Lineage: Eukaryota; Metazoa; Mollusca; Gastropoda; Lymnaeidae
Source: the annotation of a GenBank genome assembly
AUUUUUAAAAAACGCACGACGAAUAACAUCCCGUGUCUUACAAACCAGGAUGCUAGAGAGGAAACCGAAUACUUUCGAGGUCGUUUUUUAUUGCUAUUUAACUUUGCGUACUCCUAUAUAAAUACGAAGGAUGUGCCAAGCCUUCUAUAUAGGACCCUUUCUUGCGUCCACUGUCCUACUCAAUAUGUCGGCAACCGCCAUCUACGUGUUUGUCAUCGUGAUAUCGUCUGCCCUGUGCCAGGACCCUGUACUGGUGUGCCAGCCUCCAAUUUACCAGACAAACUACACCAAUUUACUGACAGGGGUAAGUUCCAAACGACACUAUUAUUUUGACAGGGUUAAGCACUAGGCAAACUACACAAAUAUGUUGACAGGGUUAAGCACUAGGCAAAUACACAAUUAUUUUGACAGGGUUAAGCACUUGGCAAACUACACAAAUAUGUUGACAGGGUUAAGCACGAGUCAAACUGCACAAAUAUGUUGACAUGAAUAAGCACUGGGCAAUCUUCAGAGAUACGUUGAAAGGGUUAAGCACUAGGCAAACUACACAUAUAUGUUUACAGGUGUUAGUGCCACAAUGCACAAUUAUGUUGACAUGAGUAAGCUCUAGGCAAGCUUCACAAAUGCUUCUUACAUUGUUAAGCACUAGGCGAACUAUACAAAUAAGGUGACAUGGGUAAGCUCUAGGCAAAUUUCACAAAUACUUUUUACAUUGUUAAGCACUAGGCAAACUAUAUAAAUAUGUUGACGUAUAAGCAAUAAAUAAGCGAGAUAAAUAUGCAGCAUGGGGUAAAAGAGCUUUGCUAUUUCAUUAAAUUAAGUUAACCGAACGCCUGCAAUCCAUGUUUCUUAUAUGUUUUGUUCCUAUGACUUCUUCAUCACAAAAACUAACCCUCCACACAUAAAACACGUUAUUAAAAAAUACAAUUAAAAAAACCUUUGUAUUUCGCACACUGCUAACUGAAUGUAUUGUCAUGAGUCAUAACAAACCUUUGGCAAAGUUAGUAUAAAAUAUCAGGUGAUAAUGGAAAUAAUUGCAAAUGUUUCACUGUGCCCUUGUUGGAAAUGAGUUCAUUAAAUAUCUACGAACUAUUUUUUUUUUAAAAUUUGAUUCAACCGUGCAUCAACUGAAUCGUAGAAGGUGGUUAAAAAUUACUUCAGACAUUUGUUGGUAAUCCUAUAAUAGAUUAUGUUUUAAUAAAAUUUAAUAUAGAAACUAAACCAAAGUCCAAAAUGUUAUUUGACCAUAUCGUAACGUCACUUUGCCUAGGACGCUGGCUACAUUGCCGUUGACUUCAACAAAGAACUCCUCAGUGAGAUAUCAACAAAGACUGGUGUCCGGCUGGUGCUGGACUUUAAAAAUGUAAGUAAGCUGACCCAUCACAAUCCUACGACAAUUACCCCUCUCCCCCCGGCUAAUUUAUCAUUCAUAAUAAUCAUAGAGUUAUCUCCCUUUAAAUCACUGUCAAUCAAUCAUCAUUCACAAUUCAGUCACGUCGUCUUUGUUAACUUUCAUCUGAUCACCAGCUUUCUAUUUCGACACCUAAUCCUAUACAUUUAUCAAUCAAGCUAUAUUUAAUUACUCCCCUUUUCCAGAGUCCUACUUUAAUUAUUUCCCUUUGUGCCCCAUACACUUUCUUUUUAAACUACCACCUAUCACCCAUCUUAGGCUGUGAUCACACUGGCACCGUAUUUCACCGACAGCAUAGACUGACGUGCGAGACCGAUCCGUCGAUAGAGAUAUUCGUCUGACCGUGUGCAUGCUCACAUUGCAACCGAUCACAUCAGAAUAGUCACUGUUUAUCAUAAAAGCGAUUUGGACCUCCUAUCACUAGUGUUAAGCGAAAGUGAAAAUGACUGGUGGUUUCAAACCAAAACAAAAUAACUUUGUAAUGGUUACCACUUGUUUCCAAUACCAAUCAAAUGUAAACCUUGUAGCUAAAAAUACUAGGGUGAAGUUUUCUACGAUGAUAUUCUUCUUCUUCUUAAUGCUUCUUCUUCUUAAUUCUUCUUCUUCUUAAUUCUUCUUCUUCUUAAUUCUUCUUCUUAAUUCUUCUUCUUCUUCUUAAUUCUUCUUCCUUUUCUUCUUCUUCUAUGUAUUACGGGCCCACAAUCAAUUUAUUGAAUUGAACCGCCAUUUUUUUGGACAAAUCUGGCAACAGUAACAAAAUGAUAGGAUUCUGACCAACGGUCAUUGGUAUACGUCCGCGAAGGACUGACUGUCCUCAAUCUUGAUUCAGCUAAUGUGAGGAUAUUCAUUUUGUAAAUGCGCUGGUUUUGUUUUUUCUACCGACUUUGGUCGUGGAUGUCAGUCUGAGAUGUCGGUGAAAUACGGAUACAGUGUUAUCGCAGCCUCAGUCUAAUUACCUCCCAUGUUUUACUAUCCUCUUAUAGUUAUUUCCCAUCUAUUUACUCUUCUCCAGUAUGAAUACUCCCUUUUCUAUUCCCUUAAACUUACCAAUUUUUCCCCUCCUCCCUCAUGUUUAAAUGGCUUCAAAUCUUGUAGUGAAACAAUGUUACCACCUGGGACUUUCCUUGAGUUUCCACUUCUUUACUUAUCCGACCAAUUCUAUCCUCUGCCAGCUGAGGUCACACGAGAUUGCCUCAAAUGUUAGCUGUCGGUCUAGCAAACUCCAGCCUUGCAAAAUCCAGAACAGAUGCCUACCACGUAAGCCGUCAUCUGUUUAUGUUCGUUCAUUGUGUGAUGUAGACGGCCAAUAAUAACUAACCACCCUUAACUUACUACUGAGUCUUGAUUAUCACGUGAUUAAAUUCCAGUCACUCCAUUUCGUGAUCCUAGUGUUUACUGCAUGAAUUCAAAUAUCUGUUUCAUAUGGUCAUCCCCUUGAUCUGGUGACGCCGAUCGUAUGCUACAUAUGAACAAUACUCGUUCAAAUAGACAGAUCUAUUCACACAUUAUGAUGGCUUAUGGUAUACAAGAGAAAUCGAUCCUUAGACCUUAGAGGGUAAUCCUUAUGUCAUGUCUGAGCACACUGAAACGUCCAGACUUUUAAUGACGCACAUUUUAUCGAGCUAAAUUCUGUGCCAUCAUUCUUGCACGGGCACAUAGUGUCGAGUUCACCUCCCCAGUUCCCCUACCCCGUUUCCUCUACACCAGUUCCUCUACCCCAGUUCCUCUACCCCAGUUCCUCUACUCCAGUUCCUAUAUCCCAUUUCCUCUACACCAGUUGCUUUACCCCAGUUCCUCUACCCCAGUUCCUCUACUCCUAUUCCUUUACCCCAUUUCCCCCAUCCUAAGUACCCUCUCCGGACACAUGUGAUGCUAAAUUCGUAAAGCCAAUUGUACGACAUCUUCAGGAGACUCCAAAAGGACCCCCCCCCCAACCACUACCUAUUUUUCAGCGUUUAUAACUCAAAUUUUGUGUUAUUUUGAUAUAUUAUCUUCUGAAGAUUUAACUCAAUGGAAUCACAAGGGAGACAAAUCCUAUAGCUCCGCCAACGCCCUGACCCCUCACACUGUGGCUUACAAUGAAUAUCUUCUUUUGUUUGUACUCUGAUUAUCCGUUUAUAAACCGCUUGUGUCCCGAAUUAUAAGGAACAAAACACCACGAUCUCUCCCCCCCCCCCCCCCCCCCCCAAGCUCACAUGCAAUGCAAAGUCUUCAACUGCAGUACACAAAACUACUAACCUUUCUAGUGUGUAAGAAACUAAUGUAAGGUGUCGGUGAACGGUUAAUUGGCUUCUUAAAAAAAAAUCUUGUAUUUGAGGGGCCCACGAUCAAUUUGUCGAUCAUUCUGGCUCCUGGUUUAAAUUCAGAGUUUGCCUUCUCAUAGGUGGGUUGCCGUCCAAGGCUAACGAGUCCCAUCCAACCGGGUCUGCUUGGGAUGUUGGCUUUGGUGGGGAUUGAACUCCAGCUUUUUAUUAUCAUUAUUUUUCUUUGUUUUGUUUUGUAUUUCUUGAUUCAACAAAUUGAACGGUUAAGAUUGAUUCAUUGUUUUUUUUUUGUUUUUUUUUGUUGUUGCUUUGUUUAGUAUUUAUAACUAUGUAAGUUGAUAGGAACGGGAGCGAAAAAAGUGCCCCGUUGUUAAUUUGUGUACACAUUGGCGCUAUUAAAGAGACUAAACGACCGGCAGAUGGACGAAAUAAAACUAUAGAAACUGUUUGAACUUUCUGAAUUACUUUCAGCCUAUGCCAAGCUGGUCAGCACCCUCACUGGCUACGUCGGCAACAACGUUGUAACGAACGGUGGAAUUUAUUUCCAAACUUGGGAGAUUCCCACCGAGUUCGAUGUCGUCUACAGGUCGUCGUUCAGUGUCCAGGGUGGUCAGCCAUUCUGGCCCACAAUGCACCAAGAGUUAGGUAAUUGAUAGCCCUCCUAUAAUUUUUUUUUAUUACUUUCCUGUAGUCGAGGUUUUAAAUGGCAGUAAUAGAUAUAAUGAAAUGCAUAACAGUUAUAGCUAUGACAUCAAAAAACUAUAGCAGAUGUAUGAUUUAAUGGAUACAACACUUCCAAAAAAAAGUCCAUGUCAAAACGCAAUGGCCCCGACCACUACUAAUCUUAGUAUCCUAAUUUAAGCCACAUGAUCAUAGUCAAUCUAGUUAACAACAGAAAGAAAAAUAAUUAUUUAAACACUAAGUGCAAGGAGACUUAAGAAAGAGGCUUUUAGAGUAUUCAUUAAGAUUAUAUUCUUAAUAUAUCUUAUGAUUGCUGCAUUACAAAAGUAUCACCAUUUAUACCACACAUUUCCCUGGUUCUAUUAUCACCUUUUAUAUCACACAUUUCCCUGGUUCUAUUGUCACCAUUUAUAUCACACAUUUCCCUGGUUGUAUUGUCACCAUUUAUACACACAUUUCCCUGGUUCUAUUGUCACCAUUUAUAUCACACAUUUCCCUGGUUCUAUUGUCACCAUUUAUAUCACACAUUUCCCUGGUUCUAUUGUCACCAUUUAUAUCACACAUUUCCCUGGUCCUAUUGUCACAAUUUAUAUCACUCAUUUCCCUGGUUCUAUUGUCACCAUUUAUAUCACACAUUUCCCUGGUUCUAUUGCCACCAUUUAUAUUACACAUUUCCCUGGUUCUAUUGUCACCAUUUAUAUCACACAUUUCCGUGGUUCUAUUGUCACCAUUUAUAUCACACAUUUCCCUGGUUCUAUUGUCACCAUUUAUAUCACUCAUUUCCCUGGUUCUAUUAUCACCAUUUAUAUCACACAUUUCCCUGGUUCUAUUGUCACCAUUUAUAUCACACAUUUCCCUGGUUCUAUUGUCCCCAUUUAUAUCACACAUUUCCCUGGUUCUAUUGUCACCAUUUAUAUCACAUAUUUCCCUGGUUCUAUUGUCACCAUUUAUAUCACACAUUUCCCUGGUUCUAUUGUCACCAUUUAUAUCACACAUUUCCCUGGUUCUAUUGUCACCAUUUAUAUCACACAUUUCCCUGGUUCUAUUGUCACCAUUUAUAUCACUCAUUUCCCUGGUUCUAUUGUCACCAUUUAUAUCACACAUUUCCCAGGUUCUAUUGUCACCACAAAAUGUUCAUCCAGUUUUAAUUCCUUCCCAUAGGUUACCAUGGCACCAACAGCAUCUACCUGUUCACCAAUCCCAAGACUGUGGUCUCAGAUCUGAGAGUUUUUGACAUUCCCGCUGCAUGUAGCGGAGUUUUCAAUGCUUCUUCUAUACUAACCAAGUAGAUGGGUUAAGAGUUUAAUGACCAGCAGAUGACCGUCAGUCUUUGUUGCUGCUAUUUGUACAUUCCAUCACCAUUUCAUCGUUUAAAUGCCACACUGUUGUGAAUGUAAUGUUUUACUACACUGUAUGUUCUCCGGACCAAAAUUUGUGUGUAUAUAUAAAUUAAAUUAAAUCAACUCUUGUCAUCAACUAUUCUCGCCUACUGUUGCCACCGAAGGAAACCAACUUUUAUCACCACCAACUGUUGUCACUAACUGCUGUUACAACUGUUGUCACUAACUGCUGUUACAACUGUUGUCACUAACUGCUGUUACAACUGUUGUCACUAACUGCUGUUACAACUGUUGUCACUAACUGCUGUUACAACUGUUGUCACUAACUGCUGUUACAACUGUUGUCACUAACUGCUGUUACAACUGUUGUCACUAACUGCUGUUACAACUGUUGUCACUAACUGCUGUUACAACUGUUGUCACUAACUGCUGUUACAACUGUUGUCACUAACUGCUGUUACAACUGUUGUCACUAACUGCUGUUACAACUGUUGUCACUAACUGCUGUUACAACUGUUGUCACUAACUGCUGUUACAACUGUUGUCACUAACUGCUGUUACAACUGCUUUUACAACUGCUGCCAUCGAUUCUUGUCAUAAACUGCUGUCAUCUACUGCUGACAGCACCUGCCGUCAAUAACUGCCGCCAUUAAUUGUUGUCAUAAACUGCUGUCAUCAGCUGCUGUCGUCAAGUGCUGCGUCCCCUGCUGUGGAGUCUACACUGUGAAAUAAAACCACCACUCUUUAAAGGAGGGAAUAGAACAGUGGUCCUACCAUCAAACACAUUUAAACCGUUUCCUUCACAGCCCUGCUCUCCCAUCAAAUCUGGAAGUCUUGAUAAUUAUCAGUGAAAACACGACUCAUCAUUGACUACUGUUGACAUCUGUUUGUGAUCAUUAGACCUUAGAGCCAGUCAACGCUGGACAAGCGUAUUGGCUUCAAUUUGGCCUGAAGAUAAGUCUACUGGUUCAUGUGCAUUCAAGCGUGAAUACUGCUGUUGCCAAUUAAAUUAGAUGUCUUCAUUUUUAUCAAAAACAAUAUUUUUUUCAAGUAUUUGCCAUCGAUGUUUCUGUAAAUAUAAAUAUGCUUUUUUUUUUUUUAAAUUCAAAGAACAUAAAUUAGAAAAAUAAAUGGAUGUUCAUGUUGGUGAGGAUGCAUUAUACAGUUUUAUUUUAUAAAUUAGCUAUCUUUCGAAUUGUCUGAUGUGAGGAGAUACUAUUUCACGACACAUUAAAAUCGAUAUUUUAUCUCGUCUUUCAAUGAAUUAUUUUUUGUUUGAAACAUUAAAAAAGUAUUAGAUAAUAAUAAGAAAUAUAAUUAUUUUCUAAAAAAUUAUUUUUUUAGGAAUAUAGUUGUAUAGCAGGGAAAAUGUCAAAAUUCCCAUAUAUAUAUAUAUAUAUAUAUAUAUUUAAGCCACAUCAAAUGACUGUACCGGUACAGUUUCCACAACUUAGGGAAUAAUGCAGGUAGGAAACAACACAUAAUGAUCUAAUCACAAUAGUGUAGAGCGAUACUUAAAAAAUACACAUAGCUCACAAUAAGAUAUGUUGUCACUCAAGUAUGUAAAAUUGGUUUUAAUAUGAUGCACACUUCAGGAGGGAGGGAGGGCACUGUGCUAGGAGUUAUCUCCUUUUAUAUAUAUAUAUAUAUAUAAGUGUGUGUGUGUUUGUGUGUGUGAAUAAAAGAUGCUCGGAAAAUGGAGUUAAGAAGUACCAUUUCAUUAAACCUUAAGGAAAAUAACACAAGGCAAAAAUUGACUUUAACCCUUAAUCGUCCGAAAUAUGUAAAAGUCUGAUAAAGAUGAUGUCUGUUAUAGAUGAUGUCUGUUAAAGAUGAUGUCUGUUAAAGAUGAUGUCUGGCAUUGGUUCUGUCUUUUAUAUCAGCUCAGGUCUGUGCCUGAGGGACGUCGAAAGCCAACGAGCCAAAUCAAAGGGCGGGCAGGGGUGGAUUUCCUUUAAGACCAAACUGAACCAUGUCUUGGGGCAACAAACCCCGAGCGGCGCCAUAAAAUUAGAUCAUUCGAAUUAUAAUUUCAAUAUUAAAGAGAUUUAUUGAAUUUAGACUAAAAAUAAACCGUACUUACAACAAUAUGCAUAAAAUAACAUUGGCUGCUUUCAAAGAGACUAUUUUGAAAGUUUACCUUUAUUAAACGGUUGCUUCACCUGGGUCCCAACUUCUGCAAGUUGUAGGUCUCAAUUUUUUGCUUUAACUUUUAUAUAUAUAUAUAUAUAUAUAUAUAUAUUUUACACAGAGGAGAACUAAACCAACCAUUUUUGUUGUGUUAGUAUAGGCCAAUAUUAUGGAAACUGCCGCAAUGGACUGCGUUGCGUCUGUUAUUUCUUGUCACCCCAUUUCGUCUAUGAUCAAUGUGUGAGCAAUAGGUCCUUUGAUUGACUGUUGCCCUUGGUGACCACGUAUUGUAGUUUACUUUGUUCCUUUUCUUCCUCCCAAUAUUUCUAUAUAGGGGGGGGGAGGGGGGUAAGAGUACGUCAGCUAAAUGCACUAUAUAGAAUUGAACCAAAUUUUUUCAGGGUUCCACCAUCUUAUAAAGUGCAUAAUAAUUGAUGGUAAGAUAAAAUAUGCCUUGCGUCUUUCAAUCCAUAUCUUUUCGUUAAAUGUGUCUGGGGGGGGGGAGGGGGGUAAGAGUACGUCAGCUAAAUGCACUAUAUAGAAUUGAACCAAAUUUUUUCAGGGUUCCACCAUCUUAUAAAGUGCAUACUAAUUGAUGGUAAGAUAAAAUAUGCCUUGCGUCUUUCAAUCCAUAUCUUUUCGUUAAAUGUGUCCAGAAAUUCCACCUACCCCUCGAUAGAGUGAAACGUGCCACCAGGGGGCGGGCUGACCCACCCACAUGCCCCUCUUCCCAGUCUUUAAAUGACCUGAGUCUAAAUUCAUGUCACGAAAAUGUGAUGCAUACCUUUUUUGUUGGUUUUCUUUACAUUUGAACAGAUGUGUUUUCAUCUCAGGUAACAAAACUAACAAAAAGACCAUACGUUUUUGAGGUCAUAGAGGUCACACAAAGAAAUUUCAGUUGCUAUCAGAGGCGUCACUAGGGUCAGAGUCAUCAGGUAAAAUCAUCGUGUCACCAACUCCUUUUAUUCCGGAACCCCCCCCCCUGUAAAUGCCCCCAAAAAGUCUUAAACACAUCAUACAGAAUUGCUUAAAGUCUUGUUUUGAAAUUAAAUCCUAAAGCAAAAAACGACAUAUGAGGAAGACACACAUAUAAUUUGAGGCAAUAGCGUUAAAAAAUGCAAAACAUUUACUUUUUAAUGAGACAUAAAGCUUUGCUGUUAAAACUUCUAUAUCCUGGUAUUCAAAGAAGCAAAUCUCUCAACCACUUCAUCAAAUCAACAUCUUUUCACCUCAUCACUUUCAAGAUGAUGAAAUCGCAAGACCAAAAAGCCUGGUAUAUCGGAAAUGGUUCCUUAUAAUUUCAGAUUUUAAAAGCUCCUCACAAAUGGAGCUACAGGACACACAGCUCGUGAGAAAUCAUUGAAGGCUUAUUUAUAUAGAGAAUUUAGGAAGUCCCAUUCAGCUACCGGUAUGAUCCUGUAUUUAAGUAUAUGCCAAAACGUGCCAAGUGUACUUGUUCUUAUAGCCAUUUGAAUGUUUUAGCUACUGUUUUUAUAUUCAUUUUUCACAUUGUAGUUACUAUUCUAGUGUCUCUGGUUUUUCAUUUUUAUUUUGCUUUAGCAGUUUAAAUAGUUUACAUAUUUAUUAUUAUUGUAAAGCGCUUAGAGCUGUAAGGUAAGCGCUAUACAAAAAUGCCUAAAUAAUAAUAAUCAUUUCAAAGCUUGAAAUGUUGACGAAUUUUCAAUUACAUCGAGAUGAAUAUCUCCUGCUUUCAGUUGUCUUCACAGCCGUGAUGGCAUUUCAACUAAAUGUUCAUUUUCAGAUAGCUCAGAAAGUGCUAAGUUUUGGAAAAGACACAAAUAACACGUCGUCAUUGGCAUGUAGUAGACGCGUAGCUUAAACAUCCUCAAAAUUCUUCCUUGUUGGCUUUUGAUUUGAUCUGGAGUUCAGAAUUCAUUAAAAAAAAUAUUUUUAAAAAAAAAGAAAAAAAAAAAGUCCAAUACACUUGAGCAUCGCCCUCUUGUUUCUUCUUGCACAGUGAGUUUGGCGUCUCCUGAUUUCCCCCUUACCAUUUUAUCCUUGAACCUCAGUGUUCUCCCUACUGAAAUUCUAAAUUGGUCUGAUUUUUAAGUGCUUUUUUCAAUUGUAAGCUUCUACAAUUGACUGUGCUUCUCCUGCAGAAAAAAGUCUUUGCGCUACUACCUUGGUCACCCCUUUGUCAAGAGUUAAGCCCUAGUCUGCGGGUAUUGUUGAGUAAGAUGAAGUGUAUCAAGUACAUCAGGUCAAAAGUCAUGGCUGAAGACACAAAACAUGUCUUUAACUUGUUUGAAUCCAGCAGGAUGAUGACUCCAGCGUGUUGUUGAUACUCUUUUCACCGAGAAUCCAGUGUGUUACAGUUAAAAUAUCACAUCAAAGAACAGGAGCAGACAAGAUGGAAACAAAUGGUUAAACAUGGUGCAUCUUCUGUAGAAGAUUGUUUGAGUGUUUGACUACAACAAAAGUUAAGGGAACGAUCCCCACAUCCAAGUAAAGUCGCUCUCUUCUACUUUCUUUUCCGUAGGGGUUUGUAAAUGUCCUUGAAUUCCACACAUUGUGGCAACAUCAUCGUAAUCUUAUUCUCGGCACAUUAUUAUGUCCAGUACAUCAUUUCCCGAGGUUUUUUUAAGAAUAUCAGAACUAAGUUAAUCCAUUUUUUUUCUUCUCCAUUUAAAGGGAACAAUCUUAAUUUUUAAAGACACAUUCCUUGCUUCAAAAUUUCAUAUCGUGAAUUUUCUCAUUUAAGAUCACUUCGGACAUCUAUCUCUUCAAUAUUUGAUAGGCUAGAUGUACCGUCGAACACGUUUCCAAAAUACACUAUAUAAAGGAAAGGGAGUUCAUUGUUUAUGUUUUUACUACAGUAACUCCUGAAUCGCUUCAGGCGUCACAACUUAGGCUAAGGGACCGAUCUUAUGGGGAAAAAACAACAACGAAUUUAUUACUUUUGGAACUUAAAGGUUUCUCAUUUAGGUUGUUUUGUUGUUUUUUUUAUUAUUCCUGGAAAACGGGAAUAGAGUUGUCCAAUUUCUGGAAAACGGGGAUAGAGUUGUCCAAUUCCUGGAAAACGGUGAUAGAGUUGUCCAAUUCCUGGAAAACGGGGAUAGAGUUGUCCUAUUCCUGGAAAACGGGGAUAGAGUUGUCCAAUUCCCGGAAAACGGGGAUAGAGUUGUCCAAUUCCUGGAAAACAGGGAUAGAAUUGUCCACAUCCGGGAUUUUCCAUGAAAUCCAGGGAAAACAUUAUAUUUAAUGAGUUGGUUUUUAUAGUUGUUUAAUUGUAUUGUUAGUUGAGAGGUUGGUAGCUUGCUACUAGUUGCCUUCAUGUCCCCCCCCCCCACCUUAUCCUUGGCAAUAGAUCUCUAGUUGAUCAUAUCUUUCUUUAGCUAAACUCGUAUAUAAUCUGCUGUAAAAAAAAAACCCCAAAAAUUAUCAGUUUCACUUUUCUUUUUUUUUUCGUCAGCUUUCUGAUUCUAGAAUACAAUACGCCAAUAAAAAAUUUACAAGCGAAUGUUUUUUAAGAACAAAAACUUGUGGAAAUGGGAUCAUUGAGAAUAUUUAAAAAAAACAACAACAACCAAACUAGGGAAGUGUUUUUAUUUGUUUUUGUUUUACUAUAAUGAAUUUGGAUGAAAAAAACACGACAUAAUAUAUAGCAUUAUAAAGUUAGUUUGACACGUGAAGUCUUGGAAUCAUAAAAUGACUAGAGCACACGUUUACAGCCCAUGGGAGGUGACCACAGAUGGUGCGGCGAAGGGAUUUGUGUGGGGGAGGGGCAGUUGCGUAGCGAGGGUGUUUGGCGCCCGGGGACAAGAUUCGCGCCCGGGGACAAGAUCCAUUUUUAGCGCCCCUUUUUCUUUUUUUCAACUCUCAAGCCCAUUAUUUUCAUCAAUAAAAUAAUAUCAAAGCCCAUUUGGGCGCCCCUAACUAGUUGGCGCCUGGGGACAUCUGCCCCCCCCUGCCCCCACCACGCUACGCCUCUGGGGAGGGGGAAACUGGCUGAAAUAAUCGACUAAAGGAAAUGGUGGAAAUUUUUGUUUUAAAGUUUAAGUUACAAUUUAAAUCUUAUGAAAUAUGUCUCCAACUUCAUUAUAUUUGACAAAUAGGUUUUAGUAUGUUUAACUUUCCAAAAAUGUACUCCAUAUUUAUUUUACUUUUUACUUUAUUAAAAAGCAUUUUUUUCCCCGAUAGGUCGAGGUGACGGUCACUUGGCUUUAGUGUGAAUGUGGUCGUGACUUGAAAACGAUUGAAAAUCUGUGUAAUUAAGCUACUCACCUACAAUAUUUUACAGGUCCUGAAUUAAAGCGACAAUUUUUGACAAUCUGUGAACAUACUGAUGUAUCCUGAGUGUGCUAACUUGGAGUUUACAGGGAUGGUGAAAGGUCCUGGGAAGACUUUUGAUAGCUAAAAACGUGCAGGAUCUCGGGAUCACGGGAGUGGACCCUGGGUGGCGCCCUAUCCUGGUGGCGCCCUAUCCUGGUGGCGCCCUAUCCUGGUGGCGCCCUAUCCUGGUGGCGCCCUAUCCUGGUGGCGCCCUAUCCUUGUGGAGCCCUGCUCUUGUGCCACUCGGUUCUUGUAGAUCUCUAUGUCUGGUGGCUUCCUGGUGAUACCACGCUCUUUUCUUGAACUUGUGAUAGGUGAUAAGAGCGACUAGAGAGAAUUCGCAAAAUAUUUCAUUCGGUGUCAACCCCCUUGUGAGUGGGAUCGACCCGCGCGAUCCACCACCCCCUAGUGACGCCACUGGUUGGUGUGUCAAUAAGAUCGGUGAAAAUGACACUCUGAUUCCUGUUUUUGUCUUGUUAUCAGACGUCACGUCCUUUCCGGUCUGAUCAAGUCUGCAAAACAAUGUUUAGUGACUCGCGUUUAGUCAGCGGUUCUCAAGAAGAUGCUGACUAAAUUAUUGCGCCGAAGGAGACCGAUCAUUUCAUGGUCGAUGUAAAAGUCCAGUGAUGAUGUUCAAAUAAGGAUUGGUCCCGACUGCAAAUGUCCACAGGACAUAAGGAGGUCAAGCCCAGUUUUUCUUUCAAGCACCGCUCGGGUUUGGGGGGGGGCAUGCCCCCACCCCCCAACCUCUAUCAUAAAGUCAACAGCACUAGACCUCUCCCCCCCCCCCCCUCCCUGAAAAUAUGUACCGCUAUGAAACAAAAAUACAUUGUGUAAAAACGGUAUUUGAUGAUCCGUAAAUUUAAAUCUAAUCUUGUUAGAGGCUUACACUAUUAGUUAAUACUUAUCGUAGUGUUCCGACAAUCGGUCACUGCUGAUUAAAAGCCAUAGUUUGACUUCCUUUUGUUUGCAAAUAUGGUUAUUUUUUACUAUUUAUCUGAUGCAACUUUAUCAUUCUAAAGAUUUAAAAUACACUUUUUUUUAAAAUACCUUGGAUUCAAUCUAAAGGUCUACAAUUUUGAUAUUAGUUCUUGCUAUGUAAUCAAGCGUGUGCACAUUAAGUUGGUAAUUUGAAAAAAAGUGUCCUCAGCACAACUUUCACCCCCUAAAAAAUAUCCUAUGUCCCAAUACAGCCGUAGGAUUUGAAGUGCCCACGCGAUGGCUUUGAUUUCAUGUGACACCUCCAUCUUUAACCAGCAUCUCUCUGUGUAUUUGCUUCAACUAAGUGUAUUUGCUUCGAUGCAUUCUAAUCAAAGAUUUCUGGGGACUAUAAAGAUAGUAGUGAUGAGACUAAGUUAGAACAAAAAGCAUACCCUGAGGGGCGCCACAACUGGAGUGAAUUUAGUUCAUAUUUGGCCGGGGGGAUUUCGAGAUGUGUCUGGUCGUUAUUAUUGUUAAUUUUGGUGUUUCCAAAACUUAAGUCUGAAAUGCCGGUUCCCAAACUACCUGAAAGCAACACCAAAUUCAAGAAUGUGGCGCAAUGUUUUCUUGCAUUUUAAAUUUAUCAAAAUGUUUCGAAGGGGACCCCUGCCCCCGCUUUUGCUCGAAAUUAUUCGGGACUCUCAAUCCACCCCCCACCCACCACCCCUUAUUCCCAUAAGCCGGUCAAUUUAACAGAACGGGAUUAAAUUUGGAUUUGUGCAAAAUGAUUACCCUGGGGCGCACCAUGACCGGGGUGAAUUCAGUUUGUGUAUUCUACCGGACAACUAUGUCAUGGCCCGGGUGUAAAAGGAGGAGGGUAGUCGUGAGGUCAGCUAGGAGGAGGGUAGUCGUGAGGUCAGUUAGGAGGAGGGUGGUCAUGAGGUCAGCUAACUCACCCGUAAAAACAAACUGCUACAGAAACGUCAACAAGAAGAUAAACCAUUUCAGCCCCGUUAAAAGACGGCUCUUCUUCCACAAUAAGUUAUGAAGCAUGGCAGCCAAAGCCAGGCUACACUUGAAGCCCCUAAGGUUGACACGCCUUUCAAAGUUAAUAAACAUAGGCUCAUGGAAUGAUAGAACCAUGUAUAACAAACAGGAAAAUCUGCACAAGUGGCGGCAGAAAUGAGGACAUACAAACUCGCAGUGCUUGGCAUCUGUGAAGUACAGACUUUCGUAAACAAGACUCAAGCUAAAAAAUGAAGAAAAACUAGGAAUAGCCGGCUGCUAAACGACUAAAAUUCAACAUAGCCCUUCUGGCAAACGAGUAGAAGCCAUAGGAAUGCAGCGUUACCUUGAGAAAUUAGGUCCAGGCACUGCCGGACCAAAAAGAUGAUGACCAGAUAAAGCAUAAAUUGUUAAACAUAUAGAGGUCUCUGACAUCCAUUCGCAACUGUGGACCGGUGAAGCAAAAGAACACAAAGAAUGUCUCUCACCCAACAGGCUGCAAAAAACAAAUAUACAAGAGGAAAGAAACGAAUGGUGCAGUUUACCACAGCCGCACCAAUACAAAGAAAACGAAAGCAUAAGAGAAAUAGAAAGAAGCAAAUCGAAGGGUUAAAAAAAAAUCACCAAACAAGAUAAAAAAUGAUUUAAUAGAUGGUCUUGCAUCAACAGCAGAAGAAGCAGCCUGAAAUAGAAACAAGAACGAGCUCAAUGACAUAACAAAACAGCUCUCAUGGGGAUAUAAGAGGACAGGGAGACCGGUUGAAGACUUGGGAGGUCGAUCAAUAGCAGAACGGAAAGAACAGAAAAAAAAAGAUGAGUGGAAUACUAAAAAGACCUCCGCCCGCAGACACACCAUACAUGCACUGGCAAAUGAAGACUAACAAAUAGAAGAAAGUGCACUAAAUAAGGAAGAAAUAGCUCUGGCUAUCAAGCAGCUCAAAAAACGGGAAAGCAUCGGGAAUGUAUAACAUCGCAACAGAGAUGAUGAGAACAUGUAUGGAUUCAAUAAUCAAUUUGAAAAGAUUUGAGGAGAAGAGAGAGUUUAAAAAUAUUGGGAAGAAGGUGACCUCAUCGAGAUAAAAAAGAAAUGGGAUCUCAGCAACCGUGAAACCUGCAGAGGAAUAAUACUGCUGUCUGUAAAAGAAAAGAUUCUUCAAUAUAAUUUUUUUUGAACUAGGUGACCCGCGGCGUAGCAUACGCCGCGAGCUUGUUGGGGUGUGCGCAUGGCUGGCAAGCGAGGGUGGAUAUAGCCCGCCAAACAUUGGCGACGGCAAUGCGUGAACUUCCCAUCUACUGAAGUUACUUGACAAAAACGUGAACUCAAGCUACGCACAUUUAAGAAUGUAAAUUUUGCUUCACCCCCUCCCCAACCUUUUUUUUCAUGAUACGCCACUGCAGACUUUUUAUUUCACGCUCAAGAACUAUUUAAAUAUAGCCGACCCACGGCUUAGUGCAGGAGAUGGGGGGGGGGGGGGGGGGGGGGGGGGGGCGGUAGCUCCACCGCAGUGCGCAUGUCUCGAGACCAACGAUGAACAGGCAAUGGAAGGGAGGGUAGGAUUUGCCUGUGUCUUGCUUGCUCUGGCGUAUCUAUAAAUAGCCUGCAUGGUCGUCGUCUUCUUGUUUGUCUUUUGGCGAAUUUUAUAUAUAGAUAUAAUGAAGAACCAGGUCGACACGCAGCUUCGAGAUCAACAGGCUGGCUUCCGCCGAAACAGAUCAUGCACAGAUCAAAUUGCUACACUACGAAUCAUAUUAAAACAGUCUUUCGAAGUUAUCGACUACAAAAGGCAUGUACACUCACAUAUGACUUUAAAAUGGAAACAGGAGUCUGAGAAGGAUGCCUCUUGUUCUCCUUCCUAUUCAUCCUUGCCAAUGACUGGAUAAUUAAAGAAUCCACAGACAAAAAGACUAACGGGAUACAGUGGACACCCUUCGAACAACUGAAUGACCUUGACUACGUAGAGGACAUUGCACUUCUGUCGCACAACCAGCAACAAAUACAGGAAGUAUAUGCAAGGAAAUAUGGGAGUCAAAAGAGCUGAUUCUGCAAACCAAAGUACAUAAUGAUAGAAUUAUGUCAGAUGCACUGUAAAUGCAUGUAGGGACAGUCAGCAUUUGUGGCAGAACAAUCACCAACCUACGUAUUGCAGAUGACAUAGAUGGACUGACUGGAAACGAAGAAGAGUUAUACAAUCUCGACACGACUCCAUCGUCCUUUGGCGUGCAAAUCAGUGCAGAAAAUACAAAAUUGAUGACGAAUAACACCACUGGCAUCUCCACUGAAAUUAAGGUCCGGGAGGAAAGACUAGAGACAGUAGGCAGCUUCAAGUACCUAGGAGCAAUAGUCUCGGAAGAAGGCUCCACGCCCGAAUAGAUGUCCAGUAUUGCUCAGACCACAACAGCACUAAAGAGGCUUAAGAAAAUAUGGAAUAACAAAAAUAUACCCCCCCCCCAGCACCAAAAUGAGGCUGAUGCGCUCAUAAGUCCUCUCCAUUCUCGUGUAUGCCUCCGAGUCCUGGAUGUUAACAGCAGGACUUGAAAGAGAAAAUAAAGGCGAUGGAGAUGAGAUUUUUCAAAAACGUUCUUGGAUUCUGCUAUAGAGACCUUAUCUCUAAUGAACAAGUGAAAGAAAUGACUCGUCAAGCAAUGGUGCAAUAUGAUGACCUCCUGGUUACUGUAAAAUAGCGCAAACUGGAAUGGUAUGGCCACGUAACAAGAAAACAAGGGAUCGCCAAAGAAACUACGCGGUGCACAACGAGAGGAGGGAGAAGAAGAGGAAGUCCCCUGCAUGGUGAUAUUGUUUUCCGGAUAGAGUUCUGAGGGGUCUGACAUAACGCCUCUUAAUCGACACGCCAUAAUGGGACCAGUAUGCCGACGAGACUGACUUCUUUGAACUAAAAACUUUAAAGAUAUUUAUAUAUUUGUAUGGUCAUGUCUCCAUGCCAUACGAACAUUUACGGACAAUUCAUUUUAGAUCAAAUUUUUACCAAUUGUCCGUUUAAGAAAGACUGGCUAUUCUGCUCGUAAUGCACACCGAAAUUGAACGAGGAAAUAAAACAAAUGAAUAGAGUGGCGCAUUCUAAAGAGUAGAAAAUAAUGCGAUUUGGCCGCACACAUUUAAAUAUAUCUUUCAACAAAAUGACGCCAUUACAUACAAUUUUAGAAACUUUGCUCUUUUUAAAAUUAUUUUUUAAAAAAGACGCGGUGAAAUAAAAGCUUGACAGAACUUAUAAAACCAGGAUACAAUAGAUACAAUUUAUGACUUUCAACUUCCUUUUGUUUUAUUGCUAAUUGAUUUUCCGUACUCCUAUAUAAAUACGAAGCACGUGCCAAGCCUUCUAUAUAGCACCCUUUCUUGCGUCUACUAUCCUCCUCAAUAUGUCAGCAACCGCCAUCUACGUGUUUGUCAUCGUGAUAUCGUCCGCCCUGUGCCAGGACCCUGUACUGGUGUGCCAGCCUCCAAUUUACCAGACAAACUACACUAACAUACUGACAGGGGUAAGUACUAUAUGUAUAAUAAGGAAUAAACAAUAUAUUGCCAGGGCAAGUAUUAGGCAAACUGCUCAAGUAUAUGGCAUAGGGUAAUUAUCUUGUGUUUUUUCAUUUCUUAAGUUAACCUAGAGCGUAGAGCUCCGUUACGGAUAGAUUUUAUGCUGACGAUUUCAUUAUGCAAAUAGAAGAAGAUCAAAACAAAAUAAUUAAAAAAAAAAAAAGACUUUGGAUUUUCCCAAUACUUCAAGCUAUGAAAAAUGUUAUGUGGUAAUGAAGAUCAUUUAAAUUGUUGCUCUGUUCCAUUAUUCGAUUAAAGAUCAACUAAAUGUGCUCUAAAUUUGACCGUUCAUAAAACUUAAUUUGUUGAAAUCGGUAAAGACGACUUUACUAAAUUUAAACAGUGAUCCACGUGUGAAGGGUAGAAACGAGGCCAAGUUUUCUAGUGCUACGGGACGCAAAUAACUUCUAACUUCUAGAGAAAAUAAGACCUCACUCAAAAAUAAAAAUAAAAAUUAAAAAUUAAAAAUAAACAACCUUUUGUAUCGCUUAAUUAAAGUUAUUUGAAAAAACAUGCAUUAGAAUGUAUCUAUAAUUUUAACAUAACUUCUAAGAUAUCAACAGUUGUGAAGCUUUUUAUUUCAUUUUAAUAAAGAUUAUGUUUCAAUAAAAUCUAAUCCAAUAAAGUCCAAUAUGCUAUUUGACCAUUUCGUAAUGUCACUUUGCCUAGGAUGCUGGCUACAUUGCCGUUGAUUUCAACAAAGAACUCCUCAGUGAGAUAUCAACAAAGACUGGUGUCCGGCUGGUGCUGGACUUUAAAAAUGUAAGUAAGCUGACCCAUCACAGUCCUACGAAAGAUAAAAGAUACCCCCCCUUUUUUUUAAAAAAUCCCCCCCCCCCCAUUCUUUGUAAUCAUAGAUUUAUCUCAAUUUAACUCAUAGUCAACCGAUCAUCAUUCACAGUUCACAGUAAAAAUUUAAGUAAGCUGACCCAUCACGGUCUUAUGAUAGAUAAAAGAUACCCCCCCUUUUUUUUAAAAAAUCCCCCCCCCCCCAUUCUUUGUAAUCAUAGAUUUAUCUCAAUUUAACUCAUAGUCAACCGAUCAUCAUUCACAGUUCACAGUUUAGUCACGUUCUCUUUGUUAACUUCUCCUGAUCGCCAUAUUUCGAUUCCGACACCUACUCCAACACAAUUAUCAAUCAACCUAUUUUCAAUUACUCCCAUUUUCCACUAUCCCACUUUAAUUAUUUCCCUUUAUUCCUUACACACGUUUGUUUUAACUACCACCUAUCACCCAUCUUAGGCUGUGAUCACACUGGCUCCGUAUUUCACCGACAUCCUAAUCUGACUUACGAGUCGGAUCUAUCUGUGGAGAAAUUCGUCUGACACUGUGCUCCGGGUGCAAACGAUCGCAUCUGAAUCUUCUUUUGCUUAUCUUGACAACGGCCUUAACCUUCUUUAUGACAAGUGUUUAAAGAAGUCAAAAUGAUUUUUUUUUUUAAAGAAAACAAAAUAAUACACAUUUGUAAUUGCCAACAAUACUUACCCAAAAAAGUAAAUAUAAACUUUUUAGCUACAGAUAUAAAAUUCUGGAAUGAACACUUGAGUCGAAUCACAUUUUUAAAAAUAAAAAUUUAAACAAAUUAUGGUUUUGGAGCUACAAUCGGACAAUUCUUGCUACAUAAACAAAAUGAUUUAAUUGUGACCGACGGGCGAUGGUAUACGUUCGCGAAGCACCGACUGUCACCAGUCUUGUUUGAGUAAAUGUCAGGCUCUUCGUAUUGUUUAUGCGUUUGUUUUUCCGACCGAAUUCGGUCUUUAAUGUCGGUAAAAUACGGAUCCCGUGUGAUCGCAGCCUAGGUCUAAUUACCGCCCAUGUUUUACUAUCCUCUUAUAAUUGUAUCCUAUUUAUUCAUUGCUCGCGAGUAUAAAUUAUUCCCCUCCGUUCCCUUAACACCAUCAAUUUUUGUCGCCCUGACACGUGUUUAAAAACUAUUUAAAACUUGUAAUGAAACAUUGCUUCCCUUGUGACUUCUCAUAGAGUUUACACUUUUUUAGUUAUCUGACCAAGUUUGUCCUCUUCCAGCUGAGGUCACACGAGAUCGCCUCCAAUGUUAGCUGUCGGUCUAGCAGACUCCAGCCUUGCAAAGUCAAGAGCAGAUGCCUACCACGUAAGCCGUCAGCUGUACAUGUUUGUUUAUCGUGUGACGACUAGGGCUAACAAAAUAACCACCAUUAACUUAGCUCUAGGUCCGGACUAUCACGUCAUUUUCAUUUCAAUAACGUUAACUCCAUUUCGUGAUGCUAAUGUGUAGCGCAAGAUUUCAAAUAUCUGUACCAUAUGAUAACUGCCUCGAUCUCAUUACGCCGAUCGCAUGCUACAAAUGAACAUUACUCAAAUCAUCCGCAGUGUCAUCCACGGCAAGAUGUGUGCCCGUUGCAAUACGGCUCAUCUGGGAGGGACGAGUUGGCGUCUUUCAGACAGGUGUACUGAGCACCUUGGUCCUAGGCCCAGUGCUUUUCACGAUGUACAUUCAGCCCCUGGGCGCAGAGAUCAGGCAGUUUGACAUGUUGUAUCACAUGUACGCGGACGAUACACAACUUCAUCAAUCCGUGAUACCUUCUCAGUUCCCUCAGCUGCUCAGUAUGACACAGAAGACAAUGGAGUCGGUUAAGCACUGGAUGACGAUAAACAAGCUCAAAUUAAAUGAUGAUAAGACUGAGCUGCUCCCAAUCGCGACCGCUCAGAAGCAAAAAUCUGCAAAUAACACUACAUCCAUUACUCUCUCAGGUGUGCGUAUUGAGUUAGCUCAAACAGUGCGGUACCUGGGUGUCUACCUAGAUGGAAGACUAACUUUUGAAAGUCAUAUUAACAUGCUAUGCAAGGCGAUUUUUCUAGAGCUGCGCAGGAUUAGUCACAUCAGGCCCUUCCUAACAAUUGAUGCAACAAAGAGGCUGAUGUCUGCAUUUGUGCUAUCGCGCAUGGACUAUUGCAAUGCUCUUAUGGUGGGUCUUCCAGCUACGCUCCUGGAUAAAAUUCAAAUAGCACAGAAUAAUGCGGCUCGCAUUGUUCUCCGCAAACGCAAGUUUGACCAUGCAAAAACACUUCUGAGAGAGCUGCACUGGCUGCCAGUGCGUGCUCGCAUGGAGUACAAAAUCGCAACUUUGUGCUACCGCUGCUUACAUGACCUGGCGCCGUCCUAUCUGAAAGAGCUGCUGACGCCUUAUGUACCCACUAGAGAGCUCUGCUCAUCCGAUAGUGGCAAACUCUCGACACCACGUGUUUGCCUUGAGACUUACGGAAAGCGCACUUUCGCAUUUGCUGGUCCAACAAUUUGGAAUGCCCUUCCUGUCGAUCUCAGAAACAACCAGACACUGGAGUCCUUUAAAACCGAUUUAAAGACACAUCUAUUUCGCAAACACCUUCUGGGAUGAUUGUCAACAUUAUUUUCCAGUUAAUGCAUAAUGGCUGUGUUGCUUAUGGUUGAAAUGGCUAGAAAGACUUUGCCAUUGUAUGCUUGUACUUAGUUUUUGUCGUGUUGCGUUUGUUUUAAAUGUGGUAAACUAUAGAUUUGUUUUUUUUUUUUACUUUGUACCGCGCUUCGAGCCUUUGGGGAUGAAGCGUGUUUUUGAAAUGAACUUUAUUAUUAUUAUUAUUAUUAUUCCACAAAAUAAACAAUGUCACUUUUUGAAUUUUUUUUCAGCCUAUGCGAAGCCGGUCAGCACCCUCUCUGGCUUCAUUGGCAAUAGAAUUGUUACCAACGGUGGCAUUAAUUUAACAACUUGGGAGAUUCCCACAGAGUUUGACGUCGUACACAGGUCAUCUUUCACUUCCCAGGCCAGUCAGCCAUUCUGGCCCGCAAUGCACCAAGAAUUAGGUAUUUAAUAGCCCUCCAAUAUUUUUUUUUUAAAUUUUCCUGUUGGGUUUUAAAUGGCAAAGAUAUAUAUAAUAAUAAAAUACACAACACUUAUAGCUAUGAUGGACAAAACAAUGAAAGACUAAAGUCAUUGUACAAUUUUACCGCGGGAAAUUUAUUAACAGAAGUGUCAGAAGGUCUUGUCAAAACAUCGCACUCCUAGCCGCUACUAAUCUUUUUUAUUCUAAUUUAAGCCACACGUCCACAGUCAAUCUAGUUAACAGGCAAAAUGAAACAUUUAAACACUAAGUGCAGGGAGACUUGAAGAAAAAGGAUGGUUUAAAGGGUCCACCAAGAUUAUUAUAAAUGGAAACAUAUUCUUAAUAUAUCUUAUUAAUGUUGUAUUACAAAAGUGUCACCAGGGAUUUCCUGCUUCUAGUGUCACCAUUUAUAUCAGGAUUUCCCAGAUUCGAGUGUCACCAUUUAUAUCUGGGUUUCCUAAGUCUAUUGUCAUUAUUUAUAUCACGCAUUUGCAAGGUUCUAGUGUGACCAUACACACACACAUAUAUAUAUAUAUAUAUAUAUAUAUAUAUAUUACGUGUUUUCCUGGUCACCAAACAUUUUUCAUCCAGUUUUAUUAUUCCCAUAGGUUACCAUGGCACCAACAGCAUCUACCUGUUCACCAACCCCAGGGUUGGCAUAACCGAUUUGAGAGUGUUUAACAUUCCCGCUGCUUGCGGUGGAGUUUUCAAUGCUUCUUCUGUACUAACCAAGUAGCGGAGUUUAAUGACCAGCAGAUGACCGACGGUCUUGGUUGCUGCUGUUUGAACAUUCUUGUACCCUCUCAUGUUUGGAAUGCCACCUUACAUGUAAUAGUUUUAAUAUUUCACUAUAUUUUAUAAUUUUUAUAAUGCUCUAUUGAAAAUAUUCUUGUUAACAUAUAUUUAAUUAAAUCAACUCUUGUUAUCAAUUAUGUUCAACUUCUGUCGCCACCGAAAGCUGUAAUCAGCUGUUGUAAGAAACUGUUGUCACCACCCGUUCUUGCCACCAACUGCUGUCAUCAACUGCUGUCAUCAACUGCUGUCAUCAACUGCUGUCAUCAACUGCUGUCAUCAGCUGCUGACAGUCGUAUCUGUCACAACUGCUAUAAUCAAGUGUUGUCAUCAAAUGCUGCCAUCAACAUUUGCAACAACUGUUUUAAAAUCAAAAUUGAAAUAAAGAAACCAAUCUAUAAAUGAGCCGAUACAGGAGGGGUCCAACUGUUAGAUAAAUGUAAACAGUUUUCUGCGCAGUUGUGACAGGAGGGGUCCAACUGUUAGAUAAAUGUAAACAGUUUUCUGCGCAGUUGUGACAGGAGGGGUCCAACUGUUAGAUAAAUGUAAACAGUUGUCUGCCCAGUUGUGUUCUUGUUUCAAAACCGGAAAGCUUGAUAAUAAUGACUUAAAACAAGAUGUAUCACUGGACAGUGUGUUAGCUGUUAACGCACAUUAGACCUCAGAGCUGGUCAACGCUGGUCGGGCUUAUUGGCUUAAAUUUGUCAGAGCAGAGGUCCACUGGUUCAUUCUAUCUCUCACGCCUGAUUAAUGCUAUUGCUGUUUGUGUGAGACAUGUCCAGUUUUUUUUUAAAUCUCAAACAAUAUUUUCUUUUGUUUAAGUAUUUGCAAUCGAUGUAUCUGUAUAUUGAAAUAUGAUUUUUGAAAAUAAAAUAUAAAUUAGAAU